AGACUAUGAUAUGAAAAUACACUCAGGGAAGGGGGGAAGGGGAGGACAACAUGAAACUAAUUUAUAAAAGGGAGAAAGGAGGAGGAAAAUGAGAGUAAAGCGGAAAGCUUCCAGGGUAGGGAAGCCAAGGGGCAUGCUGAUGCCUCAAUCCAGUGUCACCAUCCUAGAAAAAAAAAAAACAAGUCAGCAAAUCAAACACAGAGCUCAGGUAGGGGAGACACAGGAGUGCCUUCCAAACUGAUAGGCGGCGCUGGAUAAGAUGAGGAGAAGACCAUUGGAUGCAGCUUUUGGACAGGACAUUGUGGCAAGGCCACUAAGACCAUGCCACCGAUUGGAGAGGGAGCCUGAGGAUGUGCAAAUUAGGAAGUUCAAGAGGAGUUAGUGAAGGUUGUUUGUGCACAUGAGGAUUGUCCGUUGUGCUGCUGGAAGCUGCUGCGCAUGCUGAAGAAGAGGCCAGUUGCAGAGAGAGGUCCUGGCACACAGAAACAGCAUCACAACAGAAGACAGAGGAGCCAGGGCUGCCAUGUCAUCCAGAUCUGGAGUACUGGAGCUUGAUUGUCAGCUGCACAGAAAGUGAAAGCUCCACAGAUUCUCACAGAUAGCAACACAGACUGACAGCAAUGCUGCAACAAUGUGAGGGCGGAAGUUGUCCCCCAAUUGACUUCAAUGAUGUCAUGCCUGCUGGAAAAGGCCCCCUUUCUACUGCUAGGAAAUUGCACUAUGCGAGCAUGAAGAAAGUGAAUGAAAAAGAAGAAAAGAUUUCUUCCCCAUGUGAAAUGAAGUUCUGUGGACAAGGAAGAAGAUGCAUUAUUAGUCUAGAGUCUAGACUUCCGGAGUGUGUAUGUGUGGAGAAAUGCAAACCUAGAUAUAUGCCAGUUUGUGGAUCUGAUGGCAAGUUUUAUGAAAACCACUGUGAACUUCACCGGGCUUCCUGUUUACAUGGAAAGAAAAUAUACAUUGUGCACAGCAAAGACUGUUUCUUCAAAGGAGACACCUGCACUAUGGCUGACUACAAUCGACUCAAGAACAUUCUUCUUGAUCUUCAGGCUAAUCGGAAAAAGCAAAGUAGCCUCCUGGGAGAUAAAAUUUCGCAAAAACGAGCACUCGUAGAGGAUAUGUUUAACUAUUUGGAUAUAAACAUUGAUGGGCAUCUAGACAGUUCUGAGCUGGCUCAGUACUCUAAGAAUGAAGAACUGGAUGAUAAUUUUUUGGAUUGCAGCGUGGGAGAUCUGCUCCGAUUUGAUGACUACAAUAUGGAUGGCUAUCUGACUCUUCCGGAACUCUACACUGCAUUCCAGGUUGUCCAGCUUACACUUGACCCAGACAAGGAGGUCAGCAUGACAACUGUAACUGUUGGAUUAAGUACUGUGCUAACCUGUGCAAUUCAUGGAAUACUACGACCUCCUAUCAUCUGGAAUCGAAAUGGAGUAAUAUUAAACUUCUUAGAUUUGGAAGAUAUAAAUGAUUUUGGAGAAGACAAUUCAUUAUACAUCACCAAGGUAACAACCAUUCAUAUGGGCAAUUAUACAUGCCAUGCUUAUGGCUACGACGAUCUCUACCAGACACACAUCCUUCAGGUGAAUGUUCCUCCAGUAAUAAGAGUAUAUCCAGAGACCCAGGCUCAGGAACCUGGAGUGUCUGCCAGCUUAAAGUGUCAUGCAGAGGGUAUCCCCAACCCCAAAAUUACGUGGCUGAAAAAUGGUAUUGAUAUAAUGCCAAAACUAUCCAAGCAACUGACAUUAAUUGCCAACGGAAGUGAACUUCAUAUUUCUAGUGUCCGUUAUGAAGACACUGGGGCUUAUACAUGCAUUGCAAAGAAUGAAGUUGGUGUUGAUGAAGAUAUAUCAUCGCUUUUCAUUGAAGACUCAGCAAGAAAAACCCUUGCAAACAUUCUGUGGAGGGAAGAAGGUUUGAGUGUGGGAAACAUGUUUUAUGUCUUUUCUGAUGAUGGAAUCACAAUAAUUCAACCACGGGAAUGUGAGAUCCGGAGACAGAUCAAGCCCAGUGAGAGGAUUCUUACAAGCUAUGAAGAGAUGUGUCCACAACCUGAUGGAGACUCGGAUCAAUUGUGUUCAUGGUCCUCAGCUAUCAAUGUAAGAGAGAAAUACAUCUAUGUCUCUCAGCCGAACCAAAACAGGGUUUUAAUAAUUGACAUCCAGAUGCAGAAGAUUAAACAGACAAUACAAGUUGACCCAUAUCCAGCAAAAUUACUUUAUGACAAAUCUCAUGACCAAGUCUGGAUUCUUAGCUGGGGAGAUAUAAAUAAAUCACAUCCAUCAUUACAGGUUAUAUCUGAAGCAAGUACAGGAGAAUGUCAGCACAUUAUCCACACAGACUUUGAGGAUGUAGAUGAUUUGUUUAUUCCUCCAACCAAUCUUAUCAUUAACCACAUUCGAUUUGGCUUCAUCUUCAAUAAAUCCAGGCCUUCGAUUCAUAAAAUUGACCUUGAAACUGUGACUCAAAUAAAGACCAUCAGCUUCAAAAACACCAGCUGUAUCCCGAAGAACAUGGCUUAUUCCCAUCUUGGUGGCUACUAUUUUGUAGAAUGCAAAGCAAACAAUUCAUUAACAAGAGUACCUCAGGUAAUAAUUGAUAGCGUUACAGACACAGUGAUCGGCCCAAAUGGUGAUAUAACCGGGACACCAUACAUUUCCUCAGAUGGACGUUAUUUGGUCAGUGCAGAUGAAGUAAAUGGCCGAAUCAGAGUUCAAACAAUUACUUUCCAAGGUGAAAUUAAAUUGAUUUACGACCUACCAACAAACUUACAAAUAUCUGAUGUGACUUUUCAAUCAUCUUUCACGGAGAGCAAUCAGUAUUAUAUCUAUGCGACAUCCCAUCUACAAACUGAUGUUCUCUUUUUAGAACUGUCCUCAGGAAGGAUGGACAUGAUGAAGAAUCUAAAAGACCCAGUAGCACAAAAAGAGUGGCCCUGGAAUGAGAAAAAUAGAAUUAUAAAAGACAGUGGCCUAUUUGGACAGUAUAUUUUAUCACCAGCUAAGGAUUCUCUGUUUCUAAUCAAUGGAAGACAAAGUGUUCUACAUUGCGAGGUCUCAGGAAUCAGACGGGGAAACACAGUGGUUUGGGUUGGAGAAGUAUGAAACAACAAGACAUCAAGCCUCCAUGAAAUGACUAGCAAUCGGACCUUUCUGCUGACAAUGGGAGCAGCAAACUUGUAUAUUUUUACACUGAAGAAAAAUCCUGUAUGAGCUUCAUGGUGCAACACUGGUGUACAGCUUGCAAGUUUUAUAGUAACUUCUAAUAGGAGGAUUUUUUUUUAUAUUAUUUGAAAGUAUUUAUUUUGCCUUUGGUUGUUUUCCAAAAAUAAACUAUACCACAUACACAACUAUUUUGAAUAAUGGGUUCACAAUCAUUGUAGAAUUAUUCUGUAGAACAGAUCAAUAUAUUAGUUGCAUAUUCUUUAGAUUAUUUUAGGUUAGCCUAAAGCUACAACUAAAUGGAAAUAUAUCAACUUAUGCAAAGAACUAAUGUUCCUUUCCAUGUUAAAACUGUUGUACAGUGACGACAGGAAAAUUGUGGUUGAGCCUCAUAUAUUAAAACUGCUGUAGAAAGUAGAAGUGGAGAUGUUGUCUCCAGCAACCAGUCAGAAUUUGCUUUACAUUUUUAACCUGCAACUUAAAAAAUGAAAGCUUAAAUCUGAUUGGUUAAAGUGGACAAUGUCUUCACUUUUUGUAUGUACUGUUUUGUAUACAUAUGAAUUGCUAUUAGAAGGAACUGAAAUUAUAUUUGUCUACACAUUACCUGUCAUUGAUUAUCUAUUACUGUACUGUAUAUCAAUAUUUCACUCUAAGGCAAUGCUUACAGUGAUUUCCCUGUAGUCAAGCAAUUGUGUUAGUAUGAGGAAACAUCUUAAAGGGAACCUGACACCAUGGAAAUGCUGUCCAACCUACUAGCAUCAUGAGCAGGAGAUGCUAAGGAGACUGAUAUAUAGUUAUGUGUAAAAAGAUUCACUAUAAUUCAUAACUUACUGAUUGAAAUCUCUGCUCAUUCUGGGCUAAGGAGUCCAGUAGGCGGUCCAACUCAGUGAUUGACAGCUUUUCUUGUAAGAGCAUGUAUUUAAAGAUCGCUGUCAAUCAUGAUUAGGAUGCCUACAGGACUUCUUACCCCAGAGUAAGCAGAGAGUUCAAUGAAAAACUAUACUGAAUCUUUUUCCACAAUGCUGUAUUUCAGUCUGCACAGCUCCUCCAAUUCUAUAACAUGAUGCUGGCGGAUCAGACUGUUUGUUUUGAAAUGAUAGAUUCCCUUUAAAUCUUAACAUAAUGGACCUCAUGUAAAUAGAAAACAAAGUUUGGGGGUUUCCCUUAGCAACCAGUGUUCAGCUUUCUUAAAAAAAAAAAAACUACGACAAGAUCUAUCUGGUUGCUGAGGGCAACUGCUCCACUUUUUGUCCUUAGUAGCUUUUAUACUUGAAGUACUGUAUUUAUCCUGCUACAGGUUUUGGAUAGGAUUAUGUCGCUUUAUCACAUUCUGUACAUGGGGUGGUAUUAUUUUCUACAGUUAAAGUAAUAUGUAGUAGUGUGGCUGUCUAUUUCAGGGUAGGAAGGGCUGUAACUAUCACGUCACUUUGUUCAGGUACAUUAAAUGCAUUACAUAUAUUUGUAUUCACUCGUUUUACAUUAUUUUCAAAUAGGAUGAAAAUGUGUAAGCCACAAUUUCACUGGGAAUUGUAAAACUUUAAUCUUAUUGUACUUACUAAGGAAAAUUUUUCCGCUUUGUCUCCUGUAUGACUGUCCCUAUCUGUUUUCCCAUGGGAUGCAAAUUCAGGUUAAUAGGUGCAAAAACCAAUCUACUUAUAUCCUGACUAUAGAUAGAGACAAUCAGGAGACAGCGUAGGACAUUUCCACCUGCACAGCAGUUGGGAACAAAUUCAUGGUGUAUUACAUUAAGGAUUAGGAGCACCAACGUUCAAUCAAGAGUUACACAUGAUAGUAAGCACUGCUUUAGAUAUUUGUUGACACAGGAGUUUUUCUUUAAAGCAACUUAAAGUGGUUGUCCAACCCCAGCAAAAAAACUACAAUAAAAAAGAGUCAUACUAAUGCCAGUCCCCGCUAAUCAAUGCUGCUUCCUGUAUUCUGUGUCGAUUUUAAAGGAACUGUCCACUCAACCAAUCACUGGCCACAGAAGAGGCUCCAUUCAGUGAUUGGCUGAGUGAGAGGUUGAUGUGUAAUAGGAACCAGAAAGAAGUAGUGAGCAGGAGACACUGUGAGCAUCAGUGUGGCAACUUCAGGGUUAAAACUUUCUUUUUUAUUUUUAAAUAAUUUUGUGCCAAUUGUAAAUUUUUGCUGAGGCUGAACAAGCACUUUUAGGCUGGGUUUAACAGGUAGAAUAAACAAUGUGUCAAACAUCACAAUUUCGUAAUGGCUCACAGAAGGAAUAUAGUGGACUGCGAGAAUACAUGAAUUCAAUCCUCUUCCAACCACCCUCACCAAUUGCUGAAGUUUUGUACAACAGUUGCCAUUAUUCAGUGGAGAAGAGGCAAGAGAGAUGAGUAAAAGGGGAAACUGUUCAUCAAUAUAGUUGACUUCAUAAUCUGAAGCCUUCUACAUUCAUGAGAGGAGUUCAAUAUACUUGCCAAUAUAUAAAAAUCUGAACAUUUAUGCUGCACCCCAGGAAUACCUCAAAUAUGGCCGUAAAUGCCCCAAAUGACCACAUUUGGUCUUUGUUUGCAUCAACAUUGUCCCCUAUGCAGCUCAGUUCGUGAAAUCGUCCCACCAAAAUCUGGACUAUGGGCAAUUUUUGUCCUCCCCUUCUCCCGCCACCUCAUCAAUGACUCAGUCACUGUACAUAGGUGUAAACCAGGGGUGUCAAACUCAAAUUCAUCGGGGGCCGCAUCAGCAGUUUGGUCACCCUCAAAGGGCCGGUUGCAUCUGUAGGACCCCUCCCCCCCCACAUACCGUAUAUAUGCUGGCGUAUAAGACGACUGGGUGUAUAAGACGACCCCCAACUUUUACAGUUGAAAUGUAGAGUUUGGGAUAUACUCGCCAUAUAAGACUACCCCUCCUACUGCAAUGUACAUUACCUUGUAGUUCCCCCCACAUUAGGUAGGCAGUAUAGUUCCCCCACAUUAGGUAGGCAGCAUGUUCCCCCACAUUAGUUGGCAGCGUGUUCCCCCACAUUAGGUUGGCAGUAUAGUUCCCCCCACAUUAGGUUGGCAGUAUAGUUCCCCCCACAUUAGGUUGGCAGUAUAGUUCCCCCCACAUUAG
This is a messenger RNA of Hyla sarda, 6221 nucleotides long. It is a transcript of the gene FSTL4, whose product is annotated as follistatin like 4. Gene Ontology annotation, molecular function: cell-cell adhesion mediator activity. Gene Ontology annotation, biological process: cell differentiation; homophilic cell-cell adhesion; axon guidance. The transcript is spliced from 15 exons. The record is from RefSeq and is a predicted model, not a curated record. NCBI's taxonomy places the organism in Eukaryota, Metazoa, Chordata, Amphibia, Anura, Hylidae. Bases 621 to 3098 code for a protein of 825 amino acids. Gene Ontology annotation, cellular component: plasma membrane; axon.